Messenger RNA from Chara braunii, 2415 nucleotides. The record is from the annotation of a GenBank genome assembly. NCBI's taxonomy places the organism in Eukaryota, Viridiplantae, Streptophyta, Charophyceae, Charales, Characeae.
AGGGGAUGACAAGACCCAACGCUUUUUCGAUCAGACGGUCACCAACCUCCCCUUCUUCCUCACUCUCGAGCCGACUGAUCGUUCCCCGGCGUCUCGUCGCCACCGCUCCUCUGCACAUUUCGAUGUGAUGGAGACGGGGUACGACUUCAUUCUCGGCACUCCGUGGUCUCGUCGGUUCCGCCGCACCGAGGCCGAUUGGGCGACCAACACUCUUGUUCUCAAAACGAAGUGUGGACAGACGUAUCGCGUACCUUUCAUAGGUACCACUGCGACACCAUGCCCCGAUCCUCCUCCCCCGGAGCCUUCAGUGCCCACACCAUCUCCCUCUAUCACUGUCAUCUCGCCUCGACAAUUCGCUCACUUCAUUCGACAGGACGACGUCACCUUCUUUAUGGUGGACGUGAUGGAUCUCUUACACUAUGAUCCACCCUGUCCCGACGCCGAGCUCAUCCCUCUGGAGCCAGAUCCCCCCUCUAUCUCCAUGACUCCCAUCUCUACUUCCGUCCCUCCACUGUCCGUUGAGUCCACCCCGCCGUCGCGCGCUGACGCUGAUGCUGACGAACUCGCACGAUAUACGGCUGACCUAGAGCAGUACGUUCUCGUCUACCUCAACGAUAUCCUGGUCUACAGUCGUACCCUUGAGGAACACCUCAGACACCUCCGCGACGUCCUUGACCGCUUGCGCAGACAUGGCUUCUACGCCAAGCUAAGCAAGUGCCGCUUUGCCCAGCACAAAGUGGAUUUCUUAGGACACUACGUGUCUAACCAGGGUCUCCACAUGGACGACGCGAAGAUCACUGCUAUUGCGGAGUGGCCCGCCCCCACAUCCGCCAAGCAGCUUCGAAACUUCCUAGGCCUGACCAGCUACUAUAAUAACUUCAUCCGGGGAUACGCUAGGUAUUCCUACGUCCUUACCUUCACCCUCCUCUGGAAGAACCCACCCAAGGCUUGGACACCCCUCCACGAGGACGCCUUCCUCGCCCUCAAGAAGGCGGUGACAUACGCAUCGGUUCUUCACCUACCCGAUUUUGAUCGCCCUUUUAUCCUUACCACCGAUGCGUCAGACUUUUCUAUAGGAGCAGUGUUUUCUCAGAUCUUCCCCUCCUCUCCUGAUUCCUCUCAUCCUCGUAUCCCUCGCUUCCCACCACCUACCCCUACCACUGCUUCCCGACUGACGCCUACUCGUCCAGCUACUGACGAGCCUCCUAUUGACCAUUCUCCUACCAUCGCCGAGGACGGCACUGUCGAGACUCGCUCAUGUGAUUGUCUGAUAGCCUUCUACUUCCGUCAGCUCCUGCCCGCCGAGAUAAACUACACUGCUGAUGAACGUGAGUCCAUCUUGAUGGACUUUAUCGGUCCUCUUCGUCCUCCGACUCCUCGCGGUCAUGAUGCUAUCCUGGUCGUCGUCGACCGCUUCACGAAACGUGCACGCUUUGUUCCGUGUCGCUAUGCCAUCAGUGCACGUGAGGUCGCCGACAUCGUGUUUGACCGAGUCGUGCGUGACCACGGCUUACCUCUGAGCAUCAUAUCUGACCGUGACCUGCGCUUUACCAGCCGAUUCUGGCGACGGCUCCACGAGGUAUACGGCACUCAGCUCCGCUUCUCCUCGUCUUACCAUCCUCAGACUGAUGGUCAGACCAAGAUAACGAACAAGACUCUCAGGGAUAUUCUUCGAAAGAUUGUUCGUGACGACCAGCAGUGGGAUCUUUAUCUUGCCCACGCGGAGAUAGCCUACAACCACGCCGUCUCGCCAGCCACGGGGAUGUCGCCUAACUAUUGCGACCUCGACUAUCACCCUCGUGUUCCUGCGGACUUUCUUCAACCGUCACAAAUGCACCCCGACACGAGUUGUCCCGCGCUCGAUGAUUGGGUUGCACACAUGACGUCAAUCAUGAAGACCGCACAUGAGCACAUAGUCGCUUCCCAGACUCGCAUGGCAGCACGUGCGAACCGAUCGAGGAUGAACCAUCCAUUCAAAGUCGGUGAUGAUGUGCUUAUCGACACCCGCCACUUACAGCUCGAAGCGGACACGCUUCGCAAGUUUCGGCGUCGCUUCCUUGGCCCAUGCCGCAUCCUCCAGGCCGUGGGUUCUGAUACGACAUCUAGCCCGGUCAGCUUUCGUGUGAAGCUGCCCUACUACCUACGCCAGGCUCGUGUGCACGAUGUCUACCACGUCUCGUUACUGCGUCCUUACCGCAGACUGUCUGAGCGUUUCGUUGGACGACCAUACGAGCGCCCUCCACCCAUCAUGGUGGACGGUGACGAGGAGUUCCUCGUUUCAGACAUUAUUGGUCGCCGAAUCACCGACGACAACCCUCCCCACGUCGAGUAUCUCGUACGUUGGAAGGGUUACCCUGAUGAAGAGGCUACCUGGGAGCCCCUCGAGCACUUAUAGCACGCUCGCAUGUUGGUGCG